AUGCUCGUCUCACGUCAUUUCGAUAAACCGGCAGAUCAUGCUGAAAGUAUUUUGUCGGGAUUCAAAUUGAAUUGGAUGAAUUUGCGAGACGCGGAGAAUGGCAAAAUUCUUUGGCAAAGUGCUGAAGAUAUGGCUGAUCCAAAUGCUGAACACGAAGGUGAGCAAAAAAAAACAAGCAAAAAGUCUCGGAAUAAACCAAUCAUCACAAACACUAUGCCUGGGGCGGUAAGUAAUUUCGUCAUCGACGGGGAAUCGAACCAGCAAGCCUCGCGCGAAAGGCAAACACAUUGCCUGCUGCGCUAUGAUGUCUUGUUUCUCUCGCCGGUGAAAUGGCAAAGAUAUGAGAAAUGAAAAUUCAGUGGUUGUGUGUGUGGAGAGAGGGAGAGAAAAAGUUUUUUUUUGCAGCACAUGUCCCCAAAAACAUUCUGAAGUGUCGUACGGUUUCACGGGAAAUCAAUUUCACAUCGCAGAAAAGAAUCGAAAAAUUCCGAUUGGAACAGCGUGUUUAUUUGAAAGGAACGAUUAUUGAAGGUUGGUUAGAUAGACACGCGAUCAUUUUCUAUUCUAAUCGUGUGAUGAAUAUUUGAUUUUGUGUGUGCGUAUUCCUAUUUCAGGUGUUGUUCUGAAUAUUUGAAUAUUUGAUUUUGUAGUGACGCAGAUCUUUAAGAUACUCUUGACAAUUUUUUUUUGUGGUGCGCCUUUAAAUUAACUAAUUAGCUUUAUUCAACUUCAUUGAAUCAAAUAACAUUCUGAAAAAUCCUGAAAAAAUGUUUUGUUUCAGAAUGGUUCUUCGACUUCGGUUUCGUAAUCCCUGAGUCCACAAAUACUUGGCAAAAUAUGAUCGAAGCUGCACCAGAAGCUCAAAUGCUUCCACCAUCUUUGUUGAGUGGAAAUGUUGUUGUCGAAACACUUUUCUAUGAUGGCGAAGUUCUUGUGAGCACUUCGAAAGUUCGUCUGUUUUAUGAUUAA
Molecule: messenger RNA, 969 nt
Organism: Caenorhabditis angaria
Lineage: Eukaryota; Metazoa; Nematoda; Chromadorea; Rhabditida; Rhabditidae
Source: the annotation of a GenBank genome assembly